AUGAAGUUCCAGGACUGGAACGAGAUCUUCAACUACUACGUCGCCAACGUCCGUGUCCGCUCGGAGCAUGCAGUUGGGUACCUCAAGGGUCGAUUCUGCUCCUUGCGUGGCCUUCGGCUACGAAUCGAUGACCAAGAGCAUAUUGGUUUUGCGACAUACUGGAUUAUUGCCUGCAUGGUCGUGCACAACUUCGCGAUGGUCCACGAACGCAACAUCGACAUGGACACUGACGUGUUUUUCCUCGAGGGUCUGCAGCAUGUUCAGGCGGAUGUAGCUGAGGCAGGUGCCGCUGAUGCCGAUGCUCGCGAUAUCGAGCUUGCAGCAGCAGAGGAACGGCGAUGCGAGAUCAAGGAGAUGCUAUUUGACUUUUUGCGUACAGAGAACAGUAACGACGAGAACGAUGUAGCGUAG
This is a messenger RNA of Mycena indigotica, 411 nucleotides long. Its product is annotated as DDE Tnp4 domain-containing protein. The transcript has a single exon. The coding region runs from base 1 to 411 and encodes 136 amino acids. The record is from RefSeq and is a predicted model, not a curated record. NCBI's taxonomy places the organism in Eukaryota, Fungi, Basidiomycota, Agaricomycetes, Agaricales, Mycenaceae.